AUGUUGACCAUUGCUCUUCUUGCCCUUCUCUGUGCAUCCGCCUCGGCCAGUGCCAUUCAGGCUAGGUCCUCCUCCUCCAAUGGAGCUUAUGGAGGCAGUGGAGGGCAGCGAUUCUCCCAUUCUGGUUACCAGCUGGCAGGCCCCAUCACUGCCAUCCGUAUCCGGGUCAACAGAUACUACAUCGUAGGAUAAGAUUCUUUGCUCCAGGUCCGCUAUGGCAAGGUGUGGAGCGACUACGUGGGCGGCACCCACGGAAACCUGAAGGAGAUCUUCCUGCACCCUGGGGAGUCAGUGAUCCAGGUGUCUGGCAAGUACAACUACUACGUGAGGCAGCUGGUCUUCAGCACUGACAAGGGCCGCUACCUGCCUUUUGGGAAAGACAGAGGCAUGAGUUUCAAUGCUGUCCCCUUGUACCCCAGCACUGUGCUUUGAUUCAUCAGUGGUCGCGCUGGCUCCCUCAUCAACGCCAUCAGCCUGCAUUGGGACAUCUACCCCAGUGACUGUGGCAGUUGCUGA
Odobenus rosmarus divergens (Pacific walrus) is the source of this 516-nucleotide messenger RNA. It is a transcript of the gene ZG16, whose product is annotated as zymogen granule protein 16. The transcript has 3 exons. The record is from RefSeq and is a predicted model, not a curated record. Lineage: Eukaryota; Metazoa; Chordata; Mammalia; Carnivora; Odobenidae.